GAAUCUUUAUUGCUUCUGCUACUACUACUACUACUACUACUCAAAAGCUCCCUCUUGCAAAGUUGGUCAUCGUAGUUUAUUUUGGUUGCCUUGGCGACGGAGACAAACAUGUUUGGCGUUUUUGGUGCACCCAGGAUGUAUGGAUCUUAUGCAAGAUUUAACCGGAUGUGCAUUAAGCCUUUUGCCAGUUUUCAGCAUUUACACCCAAAUCCUCAGAUAAGGGAGCCAGGACAAAAAGCAGUGGUUCAUCCUGUCUGUUAUCAAAUUCCUUGUAAUUUUGCAUCAAGUAGGCACUUCUGUAACAGUGCAACAUUUGACGACAUAACCUAUGAGCACAUCAGUGAUGAAACUUUGGAAAGUCUGUCGGAAUAUCUUGAGGAACUGGUUGAAACUGAGGAUAGUCUUGUAGAUGCAGAUGUGUUGUAUUCUUCUGGUGUUUUAACCCUGAACCUUGGUGAAGUUGGUACAUACGUAAUUAACAAGCAGUCUCCUAAUAAACAGAUAUGGUUUUCUUCUCCAUUUAGUGGCCCAAAAAGAUAUGAUUAUAUUGAUGGUGUAUGGAUCUAUAAGCAUGAUGGCAUUUCCUUGCAUGAUUGUCUGAGUGAUGAGUUAUCAGAAGUGUUUAAAAGAAAAAUAGAUUUGUCUCUUCUAUCGUAUGGGAGUAGAGAGAACUAAUUAUUGACCAUUUUUGUCAUUGUUAGACUUGGAAGUGGUGAUAGGGUUUACAACUUUUAACAAUAGGGGUGUGAUUCUCUAGGACCACAAGAAGUGUAAAUAGGUUUUAUUUUUAUUUUUAUUUUUUUUUACUGUACAUAAAUUCUACUUUGAAAU
This is a messenger RNA of Macrobrachium nipponense, 831 nucleotides long. It is a transcript of the gene fh, whose product is annotated as frataxin, mitochondrial-like. Bases 109 to 675 code for a protein of 188 amino acids. Lineage: Eukaryota; Metazoa; Arthropoda; Malacostraca; Decapoda; Palaemonidae. The record is from RefSeq and is a predicted model, not a curated record. The transcript is spliced from 4 exons. Gene Ontology annotation, cellular component: mitochondrion. Gene Ontology annotation, molecular function: ferroxidase activity; ferric iron binding; 2 iron, 2 sulfur cluster binding. Gene Ontology annotation, biological process: intracellular iron ion homeostasis; iron incorporation into metallo-sulfur cluster.